Teleopsis dalmanni is the source of this 5080-nucleotide messenger RNA. It is a transcript of the gene RpI1, whose product is annotated as DNA-directed RNA polymerase I subunit RPA1. Bases 97 to 5046 code for a protein of 1649 amino acids. Gene Ontology annotation, molecular function: DNA binding; DNA-directed RNA polymerase activity. Gene Ontology annotation, biological process: DNA-templated transcription. The record is from RefSeq and is a predicted model, not a curated record. The transcript has 18 exons. Gene Ontology annotation, cellular component: RNA polymerase I complex. Lineage: Eukaryota; Metazoa; Arthropoda; Insecta; Diptera; Diopsidae.
UAAAAGUUUAUUACUUUAUUUUUCUAAUUUAUUUAAAAUAAUUCUUCAUUAUAUAUAAGUGGAUUUUUUGAAAGUCGUUACAUUAACAUUGUUACAAUGGGUGGACACAUCGUCAACAUUGACGUAUUUCCGUCCAAUUUAGAGUUUGCCGUUUUCUCUGCCGAGGAAAUAAAGCGCCUUAGUGUGGUAAAAGUUAUAACAGGCUUAACUUUUGAUGCUCUUGGUUACCCACUACCAGGUGGUUUGUAUGACAAUUUAAUGGGUACGUAUGGGCGUCGUUUGCAGCCAUGCGGCACGUGUAACAAUAUUCAAACUUGCAGUGGCCACAUCGGCCAUAUAGAACUGAACGCACUUGUUUACAAUCCUUUUUUCAUAAAAAUUGUGCAAAAAAUAUUAGGAGUAUUUUGCCUCCGAUGUUUUGCUUUACAAAUGAAAGAUCACGUGCGAGAGAUUAUUAUACUACAAUUACAGCUUAUAGAUGCAGGAUAUAUCGUAGAGGCUCAAGAAAUUGAAAUAUUUAAAUCAGAAAUUGUGUGCCAAAACUCAGAUCAGCUUAUAAAACAAGAAAAUGGUGAAUAUUUCCAUCCUAGGGUGGCAGAAUUAGCUAAAUUAUUGGAUAAAGGAGAAAAAAAUUUCUAUAACAACACUAAAGUAUCGUGUGCUGUCAGAUCCGCCGUCGUUAAUGCUGGUCUUCAGAAGCCGUCGGGUAAAAAGUGUACUAAAUGUGAUAAUCCAUUGCGUCAAGUGCGGUAUUUACACAGAAAUCUUUCAUACUAUGUUAGCGCUGCUGAAUUAAAAACUAAUACACCGAAUAGCUCAGUUACAACUGGUCAAACAAAAGUUGUGCUUGCAGAUGAAUGCAGAAAAUAUCUUCGCAGUAUCUAUGAAAAUAAUUCCAAAUUGUUGAAACUGCUUUUCCCGAUAUUAAAUUUAUAUUCAACUAACGACAUUGGUGACAGCUGUGCGACUGAUCUAUUUUUUAUGAGUACUAUACCUGUAACGCCUCCCAAAGCUCGUCCAGUCAAUUUCAUGCAUGAUCACAUUAUUGAACAUCCACAAACAGCCCUCUACCGAAAUAUAAUUGAAAAUAAUUCAGUCUUACGUGUGAUUAUGAGUUACAUAAAAAAUGAACGUGAAUCAUUAUCGGAAGAAGCAAAUGUUGUAUUUCAAACAUCAAAAGGCUCAAAUGAAUACGAAAAAUUGUAUAAUGCUUGGCAAGUUCUUCAAAACUCCAUAAAUUUACUAUUAGAUAUAAACUUGUCUACCACGAGAGAUAUACCAUCAUCACAAGGAUUAAAACAGGUUUUGGAAAAAAAAGAAGGUCUAAUACGUAAACAUAUGAUGGGAAAACGUGUAAAUUAUGCCGCACGUACUGUAAUUACUCCUGAUCCUAAUGUUAAUGUCGAUGAAGUUGGUAUACCUGAUAUAUUUGCUCGUAAAUUGUCUUAUCCAGUUCCAGUUACACAUUGGAAUGUAACAAUGUUACGUAAAAUGGUAAUGAAUGGACCAAAUAUACAUCCUGGUGCAAAUUACAUACAGGAUGAAAAGGGAAACACUACUCUUAUACCAGCAGAUAAUCCCGCUAAACGUGAAAGUAUGGCAAAACUUCUAUUUACUUUUCCGGAAAAAGGUGUCAAAAUUGUACAUCGGCAUGUACUCAAUGGGGACAUCAUGCUACUAAAUCGGCAGCCAUCUCUUCACAAACCUUCGAUAAUGGCUCAUAAAGUACGAAUUUUACAUGGCGAGAAAACUUUUCGAUUACAUUACUCAAAUUGCAAAGCGUAUAAUGCUGAUUUUGACGGUGAUGAAAUGAAUGCCCACUUACCUCAGAGUGAAGUAGCACGGGCUGAAGCAUAUAAUUUAGUAAAUGUGGCAAAUAAUUAUCUCGUACCGAAGGACGGAACUCCACUUGGUGGCUUAAUUCAGGAUCAUGUGAUUUCUGGUGUCAAACUCUCAAUAAGGGGACGAUUUUUUAAUUGUGAAGAUUAUCAGCAAUUAGUUUACCAAGGUUUAUCCAACCAUAGAGGUGAUAUUAAACUUCUUCCACCAACAAUAAUUAAACCAUUUAAAUUAUGGUCAGGAAAACAGAUAUUAUCUACAAUCAUAAUUAAUAUAAUACCUGAUGGCUAUCCACGUAUAAAUUUAAAUUCAACUGCAAAAAUAGGCAAUAAACAUUGGGAAACUGCACCAAAAACAGUGAAUUUUGACAAUUUCGAGAUGUCAGAGUCAGUGGUGAAUAUUCGUAAUGGAGAACUUCUAACUGGUGUAUUGGAUAAACAACAAUAUGGUGCUACAACGUACGGUCUUGUUCAUUGCAUGUAUGAGCUCUAUGGAGGUAAUAUUUCGACUAGUCUCUUAACGGCAUUUACGAAAGUAUUCACUGUAUUUUUACAACGCGAAGGAUUUACUUUGGGUGUACAUGAUAUUUUAGUAUCUAAAGAAGCAGACAAUAAAAGACGUAGAAUUAUUAAAGAGUGUAGAGAAAUAGGAAAUACUGCGCUAUCUGCUGCUUUGGACUUGGAAGAAGUCCCUCCCUUAGAUAUUCUUGCCGAACAAAUGGAUGAAGCUUACAUAAAAAACCCGAAAUUUCGUGUGGUAUUAGAUAGGAAAUAUAAAUCCGUAUUAGAUACUUACACAAAUGAUAUUAAUAAAACCUGUUUACCCGAUGGCCUUAUAUGCAAAUUUCCCAACAAUAAUCUUCAAUUAAUGGUACUAUCGGGAGCUAAAGGUUCCAUGGUUAACACCAUGCAAAUCUCAUGUCUAUUAGGUCAAAUUGAAUUGGAAGGCAAACGGCCACCUUUAAUGAUAUCAGGAAAAGCUCUUCCUAGUUUUACAAGUUUUGAAACAUCGCCGAAAUCUGGGGGUUUCAUAGAUGGACGUUUUAUGACAGGCAUACAACCACAGGAUUUUUUUUUUCAUUGUAUGGCAGGACGUGAAGGUCUUAUUGAUACAGCUGUGAAAACUUCACGUUCCGGUUAUCUACAGCGUUGUUUAAUCAAACAUUUAGAAGGUUUAACAGUUAAUUAUGAUUUAACAGUCCGCGAUAGCGAUAAUAGUGUUGUUCAAUUUUUAUAUGGAGAAGACGGAUUAGAUAUUUUAAAAUCUAAAUUCUUUGACUCUAAAUUCGGGUCGAAAUUUUUAGCAGAAAACUCUAAUGUUAUUUUACAUCUGAAUGAUAUAAAUUGUAUGAAAGAUGACGAAUUGUACGCAAAUGUAUCACGAUACAACAAAAAGAUACAAUCGUGGCAUAAGAAGGCUCAAAAAUCUAAAAGAAAUAAUUUAAGGAAAAUGUUAUCACCUUUUGCAGAGUUUUCUGGAGAGCUACGUAAGGAUGUAGAUAUAAAAAAUCCUUAUAAAAUCAAUAAAAAAACUGGACGGCGUCGUUUGGAUGAAAGUAUUGUGAAGUUAUGGAAUAAAGCAGAUGAUGAAAGCAAAAGUCUAUAUCGAAAGAAAUAUAUGCGCUGUCCAGAUCCUACCGUUGCUACGUACAAGCAAGACUCUUACUACGGAUCAGUUUCGGAAAACGUUGAAAAAAUGAUCAAAGAUUUUACGAAGAUGCAUCCACACCUAAAAACUAAAUUUCCUGAUAUUAUGUAUAUAAAAAAUAUUGAAGCUUUAGCUGCUCCCGGGGAACCAGUUGGCCUAUUGGCUGCUCAGUCAAUAGGGGAGCCCUCAACUCAGAUGACACUCAAUACUUUUCACUUUGCUGGACGUGGUGAAAUGAAUGUUACUCUUGGUAUUCCACGUUUACGUGAAAUAUUAAUGCUUGCAUCUUCAAAUAUAAAAACUCCCUCAAUGGAUAUACCAAUAAUUUCAGGGCAAGAGAAUAAUGCUGAUAAAUUGCGAGUUAAACUAAAUAAAGUUGUUGUAGCAGACUUACUAGAAUUUGUAAAUAUUAAGAUGAAGUUGAUUUUAAAACCAGAACGUGCAUAUCAGUAUUGUAUCAAAUUUCAAUUUCUACCGCGAGAAGCCUACCAAAAUGAUUUUAGUAUGCGGCCUAAACGCAUAAUUAAAUUUAUGAGUGAAAUCUUCUUUAAACAACUCUUUCGUGCAAUUAUGAAAGCGUCAAAGAAAGGAUCAUAUGUCAAUGAGGUUAAGAUCGCAAAAGAAAUGGACUUGCAAGAAAAUGAUGCACUUGACAACGAUGGUGGUGAAAAUGAAACCGAUAAGAAUAAAAAAACGAACAAAUUGGAAGAAGCUAAAGAUAUUGAUUCAUCAGAUGACGAAGAAGAUGAUGACGCAACUGGUAUCAAGUUAAAAUCCCGAAAGCAAGAUGAACAAGAAUAUGAUGAGCCAGAUGAUGUAGAAGAAAUUGCAGAUGCAGAUGAAGUUGAAGAGGAUGAUGCCGUUUUAGUUGAAGUUGACAUAUCGACAGAAAAUAAGGACUCAGAUGACAAAUUAAUAGACAAAGUGCUAAGUAAUACAAUGGUUAAAGACUACAUAUAUGACAAGGAGGGCUAUUUGUGGUGUCAACUUACAUUUAAUUUAAAUACAACUUACAAUAAGCCGGACAUUUCAUAUAUAAUUCGAGAUAUAGCAAGCAAAUGUGUUGUACAUGAAGUGAAAAAUAUAAAACGUGCUAUUAUAUAUAAAGGCGACAAUAAUAUGGAAUUAUUGAAAACAGACGGAAUAAACAUUGUAGAAAUGUUUAAACAUAACAAAAUACUAAAUCUAAAUAAAUUAUAUUCGAAUGAUAUACACGCAGUAGCAAAAACAUAUGGUAUUGAAGCUGCAGCUCAAGUAAUUGUUAACGAAAUAACAAAUGUGUUCAAAGUUUAUGGGAUUACAGUUGAUAGACGUCACUUAUCUCUUAUAGCAGACUAUAUGACAUUUAAUGGUAUAUUUCAGCCUCUUUCGAGAAAAGGAAUGGAACAUUCGUCAUCGCCGUUACAACAAAUGUCAUUUGAAUCAUGUUUACAAUUCCUUAAAAAUGCAGCAGGAGCAGGAUGUAAUGAUGAAUUAAAUUCCCCAUCAAGUCGUCUUAUGGUCGGUUUGCCAGUUAAAAACGGCACUGGAGCUUUUGAAUUAUUAACAAAUAUAUGUUGAUUUUUUUGUUAUUAAAUAUAUUUUAAUUUUUAAA